AUGGAGGAAUCUGCGGCGGGAGUCUAUCAAAAGCUCAAUAAGAGCCAAAGGCAAUUUCGGCUUCUACAUCUCCAGCCCACGAAUGCCUUCAACCAGGAUGAUUCCGCCGAUAAUAUCGUGGGUGAACUGAGCGUGGAAUCUCUAGACGAUCCUCCCGACUACGAGGCCCUAUCUUAUGUGUGGGGGGAUCCGGGGAAUUGCGUCGACAUUACCGUGAACGGGUUUGACUUCCCUGCCACGCGAAACCUGUAUCAAGCUCUAAAGCGGCUUGUAUUCAAAGAUCAGGUGCGCGUCCUAUGGGUUGACGCGAUUUGCAUCAAUCAGGCCGACUUCGAGGAGCGAUCACAGCAGGUCGGCGAGAUGAGACAUAUCUACCAGAGCGCAAAGUCAGUUGUCGCGUUUCUAGGCGAUCCGUACGGCGGCAUUGAGAUAGCCCUCCGGUAUCUGACUCUCUCGGCAGAAGACGACUCGCGCCAUAUGCAGCGCGGCCUUGGCUCCCACCUAUCGGUCGGGGAUUUGGAUGCGCACAGCGAUGAGCUGGCCAUAGCGCUGAUCAAGUUGUUUUAUCUCCCGUGGUGGAAGCGCGUGUGGACUGUCCAGGAAUUUCUCCUCGCGCGGGAGGUCAUCUUCUACGGCGGCCAGCACGUCAUACCAGCCAGUAUUCUUGCCCGUGGAGCAAGCAACCUGAUAAAUCACGGUCGUCUAUGCUGCGAUCCCGAGGCGGGUUCCUUCUCGCGCAAAUUCUCCGUCGACGAAGACGAUGACAUCUCCCACGACGUGUGGCAUGGAAUCAACAACUUCCUUGGUCUCACGGCGUGGAGCGGGGCAUCCCCGGACAGCCGAUUGUUUCACUGGGUCCUUUGCGUAUUUCGUAUGCGUCUCGCCACGGACCCCCGGGACAAAGUAUACGGCCUUCUCGGACUAGCCCCGGAGGAGCUCGAUGGGCUCAUUUCCCUGGAUUACGCCGCUGAUGUCGAGCGCGUCUUUGAAACCUUCACGGUCGAGUAUGUCCAAUACUACAAGAACCUAGGUCUCCUCAGUAGUCUCGGCGGUCAACGCCGGCUUCCCAAUCUUCCUUCCUUCUGUCCCGACUGGACUAUCCGCCCCGGGAACGACGCGAGUAACGACGAGACCAUGAUGGUUCAAGUAGCCAACCGUAUAGCCGUCCAACAAUUCCACUGCGCCUCGGGCGUAUCUAAAGCUACGUGGCGACGAAUAGGCCCCGGAGCGAUUGCCGCGAAUGGUUUUGUAUUCGAUGAGAUCCGUGACGUGAGCCCGGAAUGCUGGCGUCAAUCGCAGGAGAGGCGCCGGCAAUGGGCCAAGGACAUAAGGGCGUUGGCAGGACAGGUGGAGACCAGGACAUUCUUGAGGGCCUUAUGUGGCGAAUUGACAUUUUCUGUAGAGAGACAGAUUUUCGAGCCGGUUAGAGAUGGCGAGGGCGACGUUGAAGGUCGGCUGGAAAAGUGGUGGAAGUGGAUCUUGUCUGGGGAAAAUAAUGCGACCCGAGACAAAGACGUGAUCAGCGUUGAGCAAGCCGUCUUCACCAUCAGCGCGGGCAGGAGUUUCGUCGUUACGCAGAAGGGAUACAUUGGCUAUGCUGAUCAGCACUGUCGUCCCGGUCAUGUCGUGUCCAUCCUUGGAGGAGGCCACGCGCCGUUCGUGUUGGCUCCAACAUUGUCGGGCGAAGGUGAGCCGCGACAUCGGGUUAUUGGCGAUGCAUAUAUCUAUGGAAUCAUGCAGGGAGAAGCUUUUGGUUUGGCUGCCAGACAGGCAGAUCAGCUUGACGAGAUCAUCUUAAUAUAG
Molecule: messenger RNA, 1803 nt
Organism: Scedosporium apiospermum
Lineage: Eukaryota; Fungi; Ascomycota; Sordariomycetes; Microascales; Microascaceae
Exons: 2
Coding region: 1-1803 (600 amino acids)
Source: RefSeq, a predicted model, not a curated record